This is a messenger RNA of Penaeus indicus, 1625 nucleotides long. Its product is annotated as multiple inositol polyphosphate phosphatase 1-like. Gene Ontology annotation, molecular function: inositol phosphate phosphatase activity; acid phosphatase activity. The coding region runs from base 71 to 1348 and encodes 425 amino acids. Lineage: Eukaryota; Metazoa; Arthropoda; Malacostraca; Decapoda; Penaeidae. The transcript is spliced from 11 exons. The record is from RefSeq and is a predicted model, not a curated record.
GGAACGCAAUACCACGGGCAGUGAGUAUUGUCUCUCCGAAGACGAUGAUCCUUACACGGGCUUCGCUACUAUGACUCCAUACAGGAUCGCCUCCACGCCCAUGAAGGCGGACGAUGUUAUUCCGGCAGGAUGCAAGCCAGUGCAGAUAUGGCACCUGGUUCGCCACGGAAGCCACGGUGCUCACAGGAACGACUACAUAAAGUUUGAAGAUCAGUUGCCACUUCUUCGGAGAAAGAUCUUCCGAGCUCGCGUGCAUUGGAAGGGGAAACUUUGUGACAAAGACCUGGCAUUGAUUAAGCUCUGGAAAGUGUCUCAGAUGAUAAACAAGGCAGGUACUCUCUCUGAGGAAGGCGCGGAAGAAAUUGCCGGUUUAGCUUUCCGGUUCAAGUCCGUGUUCCCAGGUCUUCUGAAAAAAAAAUUCUCAGCUAAGCUACAUCCCGGAGCUGGUAAUAAGAUUGCCUUCAGUACCGGCCGCCAGAACCAGCAGAGCGCCGUCGCCUAUGUUUCUAGAAUGUACGACCUCUACGCGCGCUUCGUUCCCGUGGGCUCAACGGCCUCGAAGGAGUUGCAGUUCUUCGACUACUGUAAAAACUACAUUGAAGGUGUAUUGAACAUGGACAAAAAGUUGAAGCCGUACCACAACUUCAUGUCAGGGGCCAUCAUGAAUUCUGUUCUUGAAAGUGUGUCCGAGCGUCUUGGAUUUCCGGUAACCGUGGCCGAUGUUCGUGUGAUGUACAACGCAUGCCGGUACUACUAUGCGUGGUACAGAAAUAAAGUGUCGCCCUGGUGCAUUGUCUUCACCCCGAAGAAUCUCGAGGCACUAGAAUACUGGGAAGACCUCAGGGUGUAUCACGACCAAGGCCACCGCUUCGAGAUCAGCUCAAAGCAAGCCUGCGUUCUUGGCAAAGACCUGAUGGAUCAGUUCCGAAAUCGAGCGGAAAGCGGCAGUACGGAACUCUACGCUGCCUCGUAUUUCGUCAAUCCGGAAGCUUUGGUAACGUUCAUUACGUUACUGGGCCUGUUCAAUGAUGAGGUGCCCAUGAACGAGUAUUACAUCCCCAAGACCCGCAUGUGGAAAACAUCCCAGUUUGCUGGUUUCGGUAGCAACUUGGCCAUCUUGCUCUCUUCCUGUGCUGACGAUAGCUUUUGGGUGAGCGCUCUCCUGAACGAGAAACCAAUACAGCUACCGGGAUGUGACAGCACCCUGGGUUGCCCUUGGAACAACUUCACUCAAUACUACGCCUAUCUGAGUGACUGCAACUUCGAUGAGCUUUGUGGAAGAUUUUCGGAUCUGUUGACACAGAGUCGCCACUGGUAUGCUCACUACAUGAAUAAACAAUGGAUGUAGGGAACUCAGCAGAUGAAUGCAGUUUUUAUUUUCAUCGUCCUGUCAGAUCAGAAAUGCAUCAUUUAUUUAUUUAGUCUUACGUUUUCAUUUAUUUCAAGAGAAAGGAUUUAAGAAGAAUUUUAGAGGAAAUUUACAUAUUGUUUGUAAACUUAUCGGAUGUAUUAAAAACAGGUGGUAUGAUUUCAGUUCGACAUUACAGGAAACUAAGUUCACUGGCCUUUUAUUCAAUCAUUUAACUCUUAAAAGUAACAAUGGUACCUAUAACACGUAAACAGUA